GACAUAGAUCGCAUGUAGAUACGUGGAAUGACCGAGCAUCUAGAUUGGUUCGAGGAGAUAACUCCACAGGUCAUAGCUCUGCUAUGUACAUGAGUUGGUACAGGCGUAUCUCCAUAUUACGCGUAACGAACACCACAUUUGCGCAGCCAGGAUCACAUUACCAUCCGACAUCUACGUUACUGGCUGAGUGCAUCCGAUCGGUGCUCAUACAAUGCAAUGACACGAUUCAAGGGGCCUUUACAUCGCCAGAUGAUGUGGGGUAUCGGCUAUGUUCUCAGACCCUAGGCUCCAUUAACUCGUCGUUGACCGAUGCAUUGAGUAAGGCGGGUUAUGAGUACCUCACACCGACUCCACCCGUCAUUGGCGAGGUAGAUGACACAUUCCACGCUCCUUCUCCACGGAGUUCAGCCUACCGAGGUAGCUCUUCCAGAGGAUCCAGUUCUCGGUCCACAAGAGGUCGCCAGCGUUCAUCUACUCGAGGUCGGUCUUCCAGAUCGCCAUCGACAUCCGGUACUAUUUCGCCAUUCGUUCCUCUAGCUUCCAUCACCACUCCUCCUCCACAUCCAUCGCCUCCGCAAAGGAUCAUCACAUAUCAGCGUGCUAGUCAACGGCGAGCUCCUGCUCUUAAUGUCAUUGCGGAGGGUGGACUUACAUGGAUCACCAUGGCAAGUGCCCCUGAACAAAUUUUAAAUAAACUGGAAGUUUUGAAUCUGGCGUGUAGCGACACUUUCUUUCUCUCCUUACUUAGUCUUGAGUCUCAUUUGCAAAGGAUGACUCUAAAUUAUAAACGACCAACGACUAACAAACACUAUUUACCAAAGUUCUUCGAAACAAUUGGCGUAAAUAACUGA
This is a messenger RNA of Amaranthus tricolor (Joseph's coat), 851 nucleotides long. RefSeq lists its product as uncharacterized. Lineage: Eukaryota; Viridiplantae; Streptophyta; Magnoliopsida; Caryophyllales; Amaranthaceae. The transcript is spliced from 3 exons. The record is from RefSeq and is a predicted model, not a curated record. Bases 84 to 851 code for a protein of 255 amino acids.